Metarhizium robertsii ARSEF 23 is the source of this 1683-nucleotide messenger RNA. RefSeq names its product delta-6 fatty acid desaturase. The record is from RefSeq and is a predicted model, not a curated record. Gene Ontology annotation, cellular component: membrane. Gene Ontology annotation, molecular function: oxidoreductase activity, acting on paired donors, with oxidation of a pair of donors resulting in the reduction of molecular oxygen to two molecules of water. Bases 1 to 1683 code for a protein of 560 amino acids. The transcript has a single exon. Gene Ontology annotation, biological process: lipid metabolic process. Lineage: Eukaryota; Fungi; Ascomycota; Sordariomycetes; Hypocreales; Clavicipitaceae.
AUGGCGCCGGCCAUGUCACACAGAAACCGUCUCUGGUCUCGGAGCGAAAUAGAAGGACUGAUAGCGGAUGGGCGAAAGAUAAUCAUAUUUCGUGGCCAGGUGCUAAAGGCCGACGCAUGGCUUCCAUAUCAUCCGGGCGGGGACAAAUCAAUAUUGCACAUGGUCGGCCGCGAUGCCACGGACGAAAUCGCAGCACUACACUCGGCGGAAGCGCAGGCACAAAUGCAGAAGUAUGUGAUAGGAAGAGUCCACGGAAUGUGGGAAAACUUUCUGCCCCCGAUACAGGGAGGAAUAUUUAGACAUCCCGUGUCCAAGAAUGACGGCGACGAAGCGUUAUCCGCCGAAACAGAUGCCAGCUCAUCUGGAACAUCCACACCAUCAUCGACCGUCUUCGAUAUUGGACAGGCAGGAGACCAAGUUCGCCUGAGGCGUACGGGUAAUGAUACGCCUCUUUCUACAGCGUCAUCGCUAUUCUCGUCAGAGACGGAGCCGAGGCAGUUCAGCCAUGUGGAAACGUCAACAGCCCACGCCAUAUCAACAGAUGUUUCUAAAUAUCCUCUUCUCGACAAAAUGUCACAAGACGAGGUUGCCUUAAAAUACCGCCAGCUCGAUGAGAAACUGCGAUCCAAAGGCCUCUACCAGUGCGAAUAUAGCUACUACGCUGUCGAGUUUGCCAGAUACUCGAUGCUUUUUGCUCUCUUCUUAACAUUUCUUCACUAUUCGUACUACACCCUUUCGAGCAUUUGCCUGGGUUUAUUCUGGCACCUACUUGCCUUUGCGGCUCACGACGCCGGCCACUUGAGCAUAACACAUGGAUUCCACACCGACAGCUGCAUCGGCAUCUUUAUUGCAGAUUUCCUCGGAGGCCUUUCAGUCGGUUGGUGGAAACGAAAUCACAAUGUGCACCACAUCGUAACCAACUCGCCUGAGCACGACCCAGACAUUCAGCACAUGCCAUUUUUCGCCAUUUCUUCUCGAUUUUUUUCUUCCCUCCGCUCGACGUACUACGACCGUGUGAUGAAAUUCGACGCCGCGUCUCAGUUCUUCAUCAAGCAUCAGCAUUACCUCUACUAUCCCAUCCUGUUAAUGGGUCGUUUCAACCUGUACCGCCUGGCAUGGCUAUAUCUCCUAGAUCCGGCGCAGGCGCCGCGUAAAGGCCCGGCGUGGUGGCAUCGCCAUCUCGAAAUGGCCGGCCAGGCCUUUUUCUGGUACUGGUUCGGCUACCGGACAUUAUACCUCUCGAUCCCGACGUGGUCGUCCCGCAUCACGUUUCUGCUCAUCUCGCACAUGGUCACCGCGCCGUUGCACGUACAACUCACACUCAGCCACUUUGCCAUGUCGAGCGCCGAUCUGGGUGUCCACGAGUCGUUUGCCCAGAAGAUGGCGCGGACGACCAUGGAUGUCGACUGCCCUCCCUGGCUGGACUUUAUACACGGCGGCCUCCAGUUUCAAGUCGUGCAUCAUUUGUUCCCUCGUCUCCCGAGACAUAACUUGCGCCGCGCCCAAAAAUAUGUCAAGGAGUUUUGCGACGAUGUUGGGAUUCCCUAUGUGAUAUUUAGCUUUACGCGGGGGAAUAAGGAAGUCAUUAGCAGACUGGCCGAGGUUGCCGAACAGUUAAGGGUGUUAGAGGAAUGCAGAAAAGUUGCCGCAAAGGAUUUGAUUCAAGGCCACCACCGUCAAUGA